Messenger RNA from Perognathus longimembris pacificus (Pacific pocket mouse), 2334 nucleotides. It is a transcript of the gene Sigirr, whose product is annotated as single Ig and TIR domain containing. The transcript is spliced from 10 exons. Gene Ontology annotation, biological process: signal transduction. Bases 817 to 2163 code for a protein of 448 amino acids. The record is from RefSeq and is a predicted model, not a curated record. NCBI's taxonomy places the organism in Eukaryota, Metazoa, Chordata, Mammalia, Rodentia, Heteromyidae.
AUUUUAUACAUGUACUUGAAGCAUUUGACCACAUUCACACACACCCCUUCCCCCUGCCUGCCCUCUAUGGUCCCACUACCACCCUCAGACAUGACCUGUUUCAAUUUCUGUCAUCUUCUUUUUAGUGGUUUACUGUGGUGUUUCACACAUGCAUCUAUAGUAUUUUAAUCAGAUUGACUCCCCCUCCCUUACUCUCACAUUCAUGUCCCCACCACCCACUGUCAUUGGCCAGCAGUUUCUGCAAGACCUCCUUUGCUCUCGCAGGUUGGGGUCAGACAUACACAGGGCUGGCUCACCUUGCUGAGCAGCGAAACAGAACUGAGCCACACCUGAGUGUGGUAUCAGAAGUGGGCAUAUCCAGAAGGCAGCCUCCCUGCCAAGCUGACCUUCCUUGUGAAUAUAGGGUGUUUCUGUUUGGGGAUCUUCAGGUCAUGACCCUGCAGUCACCCCCAACACCUGCCCCUCUGCCACCACACCCUCAUGCAGGCACAGAGGCAAGUGUAUAGCCUGGUUGACUGGGGUGGGCCCCAGAGGAAAGGACUGCCUGACUCAGAGCUACAGGAAGAACCAGGCAGGCGGGGCAUGAGCAACUAAAUGCCCGCCCCACCAGGGGAAGGGGUGGGUGCCUGGGUGGGGUUUUGGUUUAAGAGAGGAUGUGACUGCAAGGCCAGGAAACUACAGGAAAGUUCUAAAAUAUACCAAUAAAAGCAGGUUCCCACCAAGCUGGGGGUGCUCCCUGGGAAGCCAUAGUAUUGUGGACACUUCCUGGGGGCCAGCUGAGGGGGGCUUGCACCCAAGUGCACACCAGUGACCUCAAUGAUCGACUUCUCCCGGGAGGAAAGAGCCAAGAGCCGGAACCAGGAGUUCCUGGAGCCAGGGGUGGCACAGCACCAGUGUUCCGCCUGUCCUGAAGAGGCCCUGGAUAGAGCUAUGGCAGGUGUCUGUGACAGGGCCCCUGACUUCCUCUCCCCAUCUGAAGACCAAGCCUUGGAACAGGCUAUGGGCAGUGCAGUUGCUCUGAACUGCACAGCUUGGGUUGUCUUGGGACCUCACUGUCCCCAGCCUUCAGUUCACUGGCUGAAAGAUGGGUUUCCAUUACGCAAUGGAAGUCACUACAGCCUCUAUGAGGACUUCCGGGUCAAGGGCAACUUCUCAGAGGUGCUUGUAUCCAGUAUCCUGGGGGUCAACUUGACCAGUGCUGAGGACUAUGGGGCCUUUGUUUGCUCUGUCCAGAACAUCAGCUCCUUCUCCUUCACUCUUUGGAAAGCAGGCCCAGCAGGCCAUGUGGCGGCAGUUUUGGCUUCUCUCCUAGUCCUGCUGGCUCUGCUGCUGCUAGCCAUGCUCUACCUUAAGUGUCGCCUCAACGUGCUGCUUUGGUACCAAGACUCUUAUGGGGAGGUGGAGAUGAACGAUGGAAAGCUCUACGACGCCUACGUUUCCUACAGCGACUGCCCUGAGGACCGCAAGUUCGUCAACUUCAUUUUGAAGCCCCAGCUGGAGCGGCGUCGGGGCUACAAGCUCUUCCUGGACGACCGCGACCUCCUGCCACACGCGGAGCCCUCAGCUGACCUCUUGGUAAACCUGAGCCGCUGCCGACGCCUCAUCGUGGUGCUUUCCGACGCCUUCCUGGGCCGAGCCUGGUGCAGCCACAGCUUCCGGGAAGGCCUGUGCCGCUUGCUGGAGCUGACCCGCAGACCCAUCUUCAUCACCUUCGAGGGCCAGAGGCGCGACCCCGGGCACCCAGCCCUCCGCUUGCUGCGCCAGCACCGCCACCUGGUGACCCUGCUGCUCUGGAAGCCCGGCUCCGUGACGCCUUCCUCUGAUUUCUGGAAAGAGUUGCAGCUUGCACUACCACGGAAAGUGCAGUUCAGGCCGGUGGAGGGAGACCCCCAGACCCAGCUGCAGGAUGACAAGGAUCCCAUGCUGAUCAUGCCAGGCCGUGCUGCUCAGGGCCACACCCUGGAGCAGGACUUGGACCCUGACCCAGAGGGAGACUUGGGUGUCCGCGGACCUGUUUUUGGGGAGCUACCAACUCCACUACAUGCAAGUGGGGUAUUGCUGGGAGAAGGCCGAAGCAGUGAGAUGGAUAUUUCUGACCUUGGCUCCCGAAACUACAGUGCCCGUACGGACUUCUACUGCCUUGUGUCUGAGGAAGAUGUGUAGCUCUCACCCUGGCCUGGGGUGCAGGGUCAGGGGGCAGCUGCAGAGCAGGGCAGGGCAGGGCAGGGGAGGAAGGUUUCCUUCUGAAAGACCACAACCCCUGUCUGUAGGUCUGGGCCCCUCAGGGAAGGUGUGGCCCCUGGGUGCCACAUAAUAAAGCCUUUUUGGCUCUUG